AACCGGCCGAAACAUUAGAGAACUGGGUUGGGCGAAGCAGGACGGAGGAAGCCCACCGCCGAACAAUCUGGACAGCUAUAGGAGCAGACCCGCCAUUCGCAGCGGCUGACCCAGCGGCGGCAGCAGAGCCACCGGCAAGCGGCGAAGCCAGAUCACCAGGCCCGGUGGCACAGAGAACAGCCCCGCCAUCUCGCCGCAGCGCUGGGAAAAUGGAAUCAUCAAGACAGAUAAAGUAUUCGAAGUAAUGCUGGCGACAGACCGCUCCCACUAUGCAAAAUGUAACCCUUACAUGGACUCUCCCCAGUCAAUAGGUUUCCAAGCAACAAUCAGUGCACCACACAUGCACGCCUAUGCCCUAGAGCUUCUGUUUGAUCAGUUGCAUGAAGGAGCGAAGGCUCUUGACGUAGGAUCUGGAAGUGGGAUUCUCACUGCGUGUUUUGCACGCAUGGUUGGAGCUAGUGGGAAAGUCAUAGGAAUUGAUCACAUUAAGGAGUUAGUAGAUGACUCAAUAAAUAACGUCAGAAAGGACGACCCAGUACUUCUGUCUUCAGGGAGAGUGCAUCUGGUUGUGGGAGAUGGAAGGAUGGGCUAUGCCGCAGAAGCACCCUACGAUGCCAUCCACGUAGGUGCUGCCGCCCCUGUGGUGCCCCAGGCGCUACUAGAACAGCUGAAACCCGGGGGAAGAUUGAUACUGCCUGUCGGCCCUGCAGGCGGAAACCAAAUGUUGGAGCAGUAUGACAAGCUACAAGAUGGCAGCGUGAAGAUGAAGCCUCUGAUGGGGGUGAUCUACGUGCCUUUAACAGAUAAAGAAAAGCAGUGGUCCAGAAGAGGCAAAGGUACCGCCCAAAUCAACAGAGCACCCUGUGAGCCAGAGCCAGAUGCAAGUCAAAGAGGAAAGGGCCCUGUGGCAGAGGCUCAGGCAAAUCUCGGUCUAGUGUGCCUCGCUUUAUUGCUCCUCGCAGAUAGUGCGUUUUUGACAGAUUGAAGGGAUGAACUGUGAAGGCAGCAGCCGUGUGAGCAGAGCCUGCUGUCUCAGUGGAUGGCUCCUCUCGGGCCUCAGCUUUGUGAAAACCAACAGCGCCACAGCUUGUUUUGAACUUUGUUACACUUUUAUUUUCAGCAUGAAAAUGUGUGUUUGUUUUUUUUAAGAGUUUAAUUCUUAAAGAGGCACAGAGCCGUAGCAGCAAAAGGAUGUGAAGAAUACAGGGGCAUAUUCCUACCUUAAUAUGCCCACCCUUUACUUUAAAAUAUUAAACAAGCCAGUUCUGCGGAAUGGAAGCCUCGCGCAUUCUGAUUUGGAGGAGUGAUUUUUGUUUCCUCGGACACUUGAUUCUCUUCCGAUAUUAAUGGAUCAGAUGGCUUUUGUGCAUCUGAUACCACACCCUUCACCAGUGAAGCUCCCUGCUGUCUGGUUGGUUGGUAGAUGCUACUCAAAGAAACUAGCGACAGGCCUCCUUUAUAAAGCUUUGAUGUGUGUGCUAGACUAGCGUGUUGUAGAUACAAUCAGCUACUCUCUUACCUUAAAACUAAGCAUUUGUAGAUAUUAAGACUUAAUACCUUGGGACAAGUAAUGUCCCUUAAAGCACUCAGCUGUUCAGAUUGGACUUAACUGACCUAGUUCUUCCUUUCUCCUUCCCACAGCGGUAGGAGACCUGUAGCUCUCGCUCAGUAUUGUUUGUUUCUAAUUUGCUGCUGAUACUAUGACUCUUAACAUGCUGCGUAAGCUGUGUCUUCGGUACUGAACAGGUCUGCAGUGCUGCUUUGCCAAAUAAAGUUGAAAGUUAAAAAGCCA
Molecule: messenger RNA, 1792 nt
Organism: Echinops telfairi (small Madagascar hedgehog)
Lineage: Eukaryota; Metazoa; Chordata; Mammalia; Afrosoricida; Tenrecidae
Gene: PCMT1
Product: protein-L-isoaspartate (D-aspartate) O-methyltransferase
Exons: 10
Coding region: 245-985 (246 amino acids)
Biological process (GO): protein modification process
Cellular component (GO): cytoplasm
Molecular function (GO): protein-L-isoaspartate (D-aspartate) O-methyltransferase activity
Source: RefSeq, a predicted model, not a curated record